AAGUGCAUAAAGCCGCCGCCGCAGCAGGUUACCUUCUGCAGCCGCUCUGGGCUCUUCGUUCCGAGAGCAGCUGUCCCAAUGCCCCAGAGCGGCCAUGGGCGUCCCGCACUGGUGGGACCAACUGCGGGCGGGCAGCUCGGAGGUGGACUGGUGCGAGGACAACUACACCAUCGUGCCUGCCAUCGCCGAGUUCUACAACACGAUCAGCAACAUCUUGUUUUUUGUUUUGCCGCCCAUCUGCAUGUGCUUAUUUCGUCAGUAUGCAACAUGCUUCAACAGUGGCAUCUAUUUAAUAUGGACUCUUUUGGUUGUAGUGGGAAUUGGAUCCGUCUACUUCCAUGCAACCCUUAGUUUCCUGGGUCAGAUGCUUGAUGAACUUGCAAUUCUUUGGGUUCUGAUGUGUGCUCUGGCUAUGUGGUUCCCCAGAAGGUAUCUACCAAAGAUCUUUCGGAAUGACAGGGGCAGGUUCAAGGCAGUGGUCUGUGUCCUGUCUGUGGUUACAACGUGCCUGGCAUUUGUCAAGCCGGCCAUCAACAACAUCUCUCUGAUGACCCUGGGGGUUCCCUGCACUGCCCUGCUCAUUGCGGAGCUAAAGAGGUGUGACAACGUGCGUGUAUUUAAGCUGGGCCUCUUCUCGGGCCUCUGGUGGACACUCGCCCUCUUCUGCUGGAUCAGUGACCGGGCCUUCUGUGAGCUGCUGUCGUCCUUCCACUUCCCCUACCUGCACUGCGUGUGGCACAUCCUCAUCUGCCUGGCUGCCUACCUGGGUUGCGUGUGCUUUGCCUACUUUGACGCUGCCUCAGAGAUCCCCGAGCAAGGCCCUGUCAUCAAGUUCUGGCCCAGCGAGAAGUGGGCCUUCAUCGGCGUCCCUUAUGUGUCCCUCCUUUGUGCCAGCAAGAAGUCAUCGGUCAAGAUCACGUGAUGGCAGGAAGGUGGCUGUGUUCUCUGCUUAUUUUCCCUCAUUCUCUGGGCUUCAUUCACUAGCAAGGACAGCCAGGGGUAUUCACAGAGUGGGGGGGUUGCCAUUCUAAACUCUGACUCCCACGGGCUCUAACUGAUAUGUCUAUGGUCCACUAGGAUCCACUGUGCAUCGGGAGCCACGAGUAUCUUUGCCACCCCCAAAGAUGGAAAGCAGAGGGUGUGGGGGCACGCGGUGUCACUUUCAGGUGCAGUGGCUUGUUGUGCUGUGUCCUUUGUGGUGAUGGCUGAGCAGCUCCUCUGAGUGACCUAGUUCUGCACAGGGUCUUUCUUCCUGGAGACAGUUUGCUCAUUCCAGACCCUGCCAUUCCCAGGUACUUGGUUUGGACACUACCAUUAACAGGCAGACCCUCCGGCAGAUGAGACCCUCUGACUGUCUGGUGGAAGAUGCCAGAAACUGUCCUUACAUGAAACCAAACAAUCCAUACACAGGGCUUAUGGCUAAGGAGGCUAGUUUCUCACCUGCAACUCUCAACUAACCCAGGUUUUACAUCCAUUUGUGAAUCCUGCUACCUCUGCUGAGAGAUGGAGUCUUGACUUCAGAUGAGGGUAAAGCUAAUGAGAAAAACCCUCGAUGCCAAAAACUAUACUCCACUUUAAGCCAGUCUUGAAGAUGAGCACACUUUUUAAAUGUUGACAUUGUUUAAGCACCUCUCCCCCCAUCUCUGUGGUGUAAUACACACAGAGGAAUGUAGUGUGAACUGUGUUCCACACGUGCCCCACCCUGCUCACUCCUGGACCUCUAAGAUUUCCAGAGGGCUCAUUACAAUCGUGGUGGGGAUUCUGGUUCAGAAUUUGGAGCAAACAUGAAAUUUUUUCAGAUUCUCGCUCAUUUGAAGCCUCCUGUGUAUUACACUUUUCUGGAAUUACCUUCCGGAAUCUUGCCUCUUCUUUCUGAAAUUUCAGUGUGGGAAUUACACUCCACAUUCUCACAGGUGCUUCCUGUCAUCUCUCACAGCUUUUGAUGCUCCCUUUUCUCAGUGCUGGCACUAACUGCAUGCUGACGGGCUGAAGGGGUUUGUGCAGUAGGGCAAGUUGGUUGCCUUCUGGGUUUUUCUAACUUAAAGUAACACUGGCUACAACAAAUCUCUUUGCUGGGCUUGCUCAAAGAUUCCAAAACUGUGCAAGUUGUAAGGUGGGAAGUAUCGACCUCAGGGAAACUCAUUUUAACUCAGGCAUCUCCUGCUUUUUAACAGUCAGUAUAGGGAGAUAACAGGACAGACAUGUCCUUCCUGUGUGGACAGAAGUUGUGUCCUGUCCUAAGUGUCUAAGAGUUGGUCAGUAGCAGGUUUUUGGCAUGUAUAGGAAUCUUACACUGGUUAGAAUUUGCACAGCAUCCAAGGCAAAAAGCCCAAUAAGGAACUGAAUUUAGAGUUUAAAAAUUAAUGACUCGACUCUACUUCUGUUGGUUUUCAAAUUCUUUUAGCAGCAGAACCCUGCUUAUGGUAAUCAUGGAAACCCAAUAUGUGAAAUAGGUUGUAUUUUAUUAGCUUAAAUCUACUUUAAGGUUAAAUUGAUAGCGUUUACUAAAUAAUAUAUAAGGAGGUGAAAAUGCAGAUUAGCUGGUGAUUUCUAAGGUUGAAACAUCCGGUAUUGAAUGAGUGUAUUGUAUUAUAGUAAAAAAUAGGUUUUGAAAAUGAUCUUUGAAUUAAAUGCUUGUGGGAACUCUGAUGCACCUCUGUGAGAUCUAGGAGGUUGUGGAACGGAAUUUGGAAACUGCUUUGAGUCCAAAAGUCCUUUGGAUUUCCAGUCUAGAGUUUUUUAAAGAGAAACGUCAGAUGGCUCUUACUACAGGUUGACCUUACUAGGCAGGGAUUCUGGUCCCAUCUCUUCCGCAGAAUAAAAAUGCUCCAGAGUGGGAGGGUUGGUAUAUUUUAGUCCAGCUGUCUUAAUGCAGAAACAUAGAUAUGGAGAAAGAGCAUAUAGGAAAGAAGGGCUAUUUCUCCCAUUAAGGGUGAAGGGACUUGUUCCCUGGAGGUCCUGGUAACCCCCCUCCCCCCACCUCUGGCCCCAAAGCAUUGACCUUGCCUUCAGAAGGGACCUGGAAUAGGGAUAAAAUUUGACCUUUGGGUAUAUUUGAAUAGGUCUGGAAGUGAGAACCCUGACAUACAGGGCUAUUUUCACCCCUCUUUCCCAAGACAAAUGACUAGUUUAAGAUGCAAAAAGAAUGCUCUUGAUAUGCUAAACAGAAUGCCCUUCUAGAGAUUGGUUCCGAUGAGAUGAAGGGUGGAAUAGGUGUAUUUGAGGAGGACCAAACAUUACUUUCAAACAGAACUCACUAUAGCUUGUCAGUUUGGGAUGGUAAAUCAAGAGAGUAGGAAUAUACUCACCUUUUUAAAGUUGUAUUUAUGGCAUCAUUCAUAUUUUAUAAAUAUGCUCUUUGAAGAAAAAUGGGAAACUAUAGAAGUUGAAAAAGGAAAAAUGUAACCUGUAUUUCUAUUGCCCAAGCACAGCCACUGUUAAUAUUUUGGUAUAUUACCUUUGUGUCUUUCUUUUUUUAAAAAUAUUGUUGUAAAUAGGUAUCUUUUAGAGAUGACAAUUUAUACUGCAGCUUGGCUGGAAUGUAAAUGCCAGUCGUGUGUUUUUUAUAAAGAGCAGGUUUUGGAAUUCACUAGAGUUAGUUAUACACUUGAGUGCUAAUCACUGGAAUCUGAGACUUACUCUACUGAGUCUUUCUGUUUGAGCCUAACAGGAAUGGGCUGUAAGAAAGAAUGAACUGAAUUCUUUUUGAUAGCCUCCUUCAGCUGGAUUUACGAGACAUAGAAAAUAGCUGUAAAUAUGUGACUCUAUAGGAUUUAAUAUUUUCAGAUAAAAAAAUGAGUGGCUUAUUUCUUUAAGCGACAUGCAAUUGGGAAUCUUAUUUUCAAUAAUGCAGGCAAGUGGAAAAUUUAAGGGUUAGGUCAUGGCGAUUACUCUGAACAAGUAUCAGAUUUUUGUUCUGGUUAGAAUGUAUAGAAGCUUGAUUCCUGGCAGGAACUGGAUUUAGGAUAUAAAAGACAUUAAUGUUAUCAAGUGAUAAUUUAAGUCAGUGAUUCUUGUUUUACAGUGUUUGAUUUAUAGUUGAUUUUUAGGAAGGGAAGCCUUUUCUCACCUUUAUGAUUAUGUUAUUAUAAAACAAGCAUGUUGAUGAACAUAUUUGGGAGUGUGUUGAUGAGUUAUCUUAAUCCGUUUGUUAACUGGCUAACUUUUUGAGGAACUCUGUGCCUGUGCCUCUGAAGAGAACCUAAGACAUUAAUUGUGGAUUGAAGAUGUUCUACUGGGGGACAGAGCUUGAAGGUCGACAAAUGCAGGCUUUAUAAAAAACUCACUGCUCAGUUCACUGGAUCUCUCAGGCAUGUAGUAACUUCUCUCUCCAGUUCUUUUACUUACAUGAGCUUAAAUGCAGUGUUGGAGGCUCUGGGGCUGGAAUCUGAGCCUUCCCUGGCUCUUUAUCCCCGGGACUAGUGUGGAACUGAUUGUGGACAUGGGUGAGGGCUGCCGAGGCUUGUCCGGCCAGAGCCCCUCUCAUGGCUGCUUUUCCCUGAAAUAAAUUUGGAACCUUUGGGUCAGGGCUUGGCCUGGGUGCUGUCAGUCCAGCUGAUCAAAGAGAGGUCUUGGCCAGGUUGGGAUUCUCAAUGGAUUUUAUAGAUGUCAUUCUCCUAUAGAUUUUUUACAAAAUCACCCUUACUCUAAGGGACUAAUUGUUUGAAUUAUAUCUUUUCCUAAAUGUUGAACCAGAUUUAAGACUACUUUGUAACCACAAUAUGUAAUCAGAGCAAAUACAGUAUUUUUGGCUUUAUUCCCUGUUUUAUUUACAAGGGAGUGUUGUAUGAGGAGUGGCAAGCUCAUUGGCUGUGGUAACAAUCUCCGUUGCUUGGGGGGUGACUUUAGGCCUUUUGAAAUGGAGCCUGUGCACUUUAUGCCCUUUUAGUGAACUAUGACAGCUGUGUUUGAUAUUAAAGCUAUAAGUGGCAUUUUCUGUGUAUGUUUAUUUCUGAAGCACCCACAGUGAAAAUGCAUUUAAUGGAUUAUAGAACAAAGCACAUUUGCCCAAAUUAAUUAGUUAAGGGAUUUAGGUAUCAGUGUUAUUAAACAUGCUUAAAAUUAAUGAAGUUAAUUGUUUGUUUCUUCUCAGAGCUGUGAAUUAAUACAUUAAAUAUUUUUAAUAUAAAGUA
Molecule: messenger RNA, 5132 nt
Organism: Choloepus didactylus (southern two-toed sloth)
Lineage: Eukaryota; Metazoa; Chordata; Mammalia; Pilosa; Megalonychidae
Gene: ACER2
Product: alkaline ceramidase 2
Exons: 6
Coding region: 95-922 (275 amino acids)
Biological process (GO): ceramide metabolic process
Cellular component (GO): membrane
Molecular function (GO): hydrolase activity, acting on carbon-nitrogen (but not peptide) bonds, in linear amides
Source: RefSeq, a predicted model, not a curated record